UAUUAUCGAUUAUGUCAUCGAAGGUGUGACAUCGCUAGCCCUGCCUACUAUUUGUUUUUAUUGUUGAUUAUUUUCCUGGAGAUCUAAAAAACCAGCGGCACAAUGAAGAAAAAGGUCCUGCUGAUGGGGAAGAGCGGAUCGGGGAAGACGAGCAUGCGAUCCAUUAUCUUUGCCAACUAUAUCGCCCGUGAUACGACACGCCUCGGAGCAACAAUCGAUGUGGAGCACUCGCAUGUGCGGUUCCUUGGAAACCUGGUGCUCAACCUCUGGGACUGUGGCGGCCAGGAGGGCUUUAUGAAACAGUACUUUGCCCAGCAGCGUGACAACAUCUUUCGCAAUGUGGAGGUGCUCAUCUAUGUGUUCGAUGUGGAGAGCCAGGAGAUAGAGCGCGACAUCCACUACUACCAGAGCUGCCUGGAGGCCCUGCUGCAGAACUCGCCAGAGGCCAAGAUCUUCUGUCUGGUGCACAAAAUGGAUCUGGUGCCGGAGGAGCAUCGCGAGAAUGUGUUCACGGAGCGCAUGGAGGAUCUCAUCAAACUGUCGAAGCCCGGCAAUGUUACUUGUUUCCGCACCAGCAUUUGGGAUGAAACACUAUACAAAGCUUGGUCUUCCAUUGUCACCAUGCUGAUUCCGAGUGCCGCCCUAGAGGGCUCCGUGGCGCAUUUUGCCAAUGUGAUCGAGGCGGAUGAGGUGCUGCUAUUCGAGAAGGACUUCCUGGUGAUCUCCCAUUGCCAGAGCAAGAAGAACCGCGACUCGCACCUUGAGAAGGUGUCUAACAUCAUCAAGCAGUUCAAGCUGAGCUGCUCCAAGUUGGGCGCCAAGUUCCAAUCGAUGGAGGUGCGCAAUAGCGCUUUCGCCGCCUUUAUUGACACCUUCACCAGUAACACCUACGUGAUGGUAGUCAUGUCGGAUCCGACGCUGCCCUCGGAGGCCACACUAGUCAACAUAAGGAACGCCCGAAAGUACUUCGAGGAGCUGGAGAACCCGAGCAACAGUGCCAUGAACCACCACGGCCAUAAGUACCAUUGA
Messenger RNA from Drosophila suzukii, 1029 nucleotides. It is a transcript of the gene RagA-B, whose product is annotated as Ras-related GTP binding A/B. The record is from RefSeq and is a predicted model, not a curated record. Gene Ontology annotation, biological process: cellular response to starvation; negative regulation of autophagy. Gene Ontology annotation, molecular function: GTPase activity; GTP binding. Gene Ontology annotation, cellular component: Gtr1-Gtr2 GTPase complex; nucleus; lysosome. Lineage: Eukaryota; Metazoa; Arthropoda; Insecta; Diptera; Drosophilidae.